AUGGACGCUGUGGACGAGGACUUUUGCGACUCAACGAAGCAGCUCAGCGGGUACUUCAAGAUCGCCGGGUCCAAGUCGAAGAACUACUUUUACUGGUUCUUCGAGUCCCGCGGAUCGCCAAGUACCGAUCCUGUGAUCAUUUGGCUCACGGGCGGUCCUGGCUGCAGUUCCAUCUUGGCGUUACUUCAGGAAAACGGACCGUGUUCAGUAAAUACUGACCUGUCACUCAAGCGAAACCCCUUUUCAUGGACCGACCGGGCCAACGUCAUGUGGAUUGACCAACCCGUGGGUGUGGGUUUUAGCUAUGGAGACGUGAGUGAGUACGACACAACGGAGAAGGAAGUGGGCGACGACAUGUUUCAGUUCUUGCAAGAGUUCUUCCAAGCCAAGCCCGAGUACCAAGCCCAGCCUUUCUACGUCUUUGGUGAGAGCUACGCUGGCCAUUACGUACCAGCAAUUGCUCACCGGAUCUUUGAGGGCAACCACAAGCAAGAGGGACCUGUGCAGAUUAAUUUGCAGGGCUUCGGCAUUGGCAAUGGACUCACGGACCCCGAAGUGCAGUACAAGUACUACCCAGACAUGGCGUACAAUAACACGUACGGGAUCAAGGCAGUCUCGUACCCUGUUUAUCUGGCGAUGAAAGCUGCCGUGUCCCCGUGUGUUGCCAUGAUCUCGAGCUGUCAAACGACCAAAGUCGCGUGUCUGGCGGCGCAGACGUUUUGCAAUGCAGCACUCGUUGCGCCGUACUCGGCUUCGGGCUUGAAUGUGUACGACAUUCGAACCAAGUGUGAACAUUUCCCCAUGUGCUACGACUUUAGUCACGUGGAGCAGUUUCUGAGACUGGAGAGCACGUUGAAGAAGUUACAUGUGAGUCCGGACAGCUCGGAGUGGCAGAGCUGCAACAUGGCUGUCCACGCAGGCUUCUCGUUCGACUGGAUGAAGAAUUUCCAACAGCUCGUGCCGCCGAUGCUGGAGGCAGGCAUCCGAGGCUUGGUCUAUGCUGGUGAUGCUGACUUCAUUGUGAACUGGAUGGGCUGCAAGGCCUGGACGCUGAUGCUACCGUGGAGCAAGCACGACGAGUUUUUGGCUGCUGAAGACAAGGAUUGGGUUGUUGAUGGCAAAUCGUCCGGCAGGAUCCGUCAGGUCGGACCGUUUACGUUCCAGCAAGUGUACCAGGCUGGGCACAUGGUUCCACUCGACCAACCCAAGAAUGCACUUGCUAUGCUCAAGGCGUUCACGUUGCCUAAGGAGAAAGAGGAUGAGCACGGAGAGAUGUCGCAUGAUGUUAAGCACCAGCGAUCGGACAAGCAGGUCAUGAUGAAGGACGAGAGUAUCAUGAGCAUCAUGUAA
This is a messenger RNA of Peronospora matthiolae, 1350 nucleotides long. The record is from the annotation of a GenBank genome assembly. Lineage: Eukaryota; Oomycota; Peronosporomycetes; Peronosporales; Peronosporaceae.